This is a messenger RNA of Prunus avium (sweet cherry), 2862 nucleotides long. RefSeq lists its product as uncharacterized. NCBI's taxonomy places the organism in Eukaryota, Viridiplantae, Streptophyta, Magnoliopsida, Rosales, Rosaceae. The record is from RefSeq and is a predicted model, not a curated record. Gene Ontology annotation, molecular function: protein binding.
CGGCCGCUUUGUACAUAUCCAUAGUUAUAGGAAAACUCCAAAGAUACUCACUCUGAUAAGUAAAAAAGGAGAGGAAUUCCCUCCUAAAAUGCCAUGGCCAUCCAAGCUACUAACUCCAGUGUUCGAAAGAACCCUGCCAUUGGUAGGAAUGUGGGAGCUACCACUUACAGGAAAGGAAGGAAGUAUGAGGACGGGGAGGGAUAACAAUACCAUCUCAGCCCAUCCACAAUCGGGGAUGUUAAGCAGGGGGCUCAGGGAUUUUAUGUCAUUCCAAAUCAAGAAUUCUAUAGUGAGGGCCUUAUUCUAAGGUCAUUAGAUGAAACUCUAUCUUUUAAUUGUUAAUUGUUGGAUGUCAUCCAAUAAUUGAGAGAUACGACCUUAUAUAAGGGUAAAGCCCUCACUAUAGCAUGACCAUCCCUAAUUCCAAUUGCAAUCAGGAGUUGGAUUUGCUGAACAGUUGAGGCAAAUUUUCCCAAACCCCAAAGGAAACACAAAACAAUCCCAAACCCCAAAGGAAACACAAAACAAAAGGAGCGACCAGCACCUUCUCCACUAUAAAAGCCCCUUCCAGCCGCGAGAAACUCCAUUCUUUUUAUUUUUUUCAAACUCAAUUUUAUCUCUCUCAGUAUUUUUUAUUUCUUUCUUUUCUUAUGGGUGAAUUGGAAAACCCCCUCCUCAAUGGAUUCUGGGCCGCGCAGCCAACUCCUCAUGAGCCGGCCCCCAUCGCGGACCAAUGCUUGAAACCGACCCUUAAUGCUUGCACAAGCUUCAAUCGGAAGAGAAUUGCCGACAAUGGAAUUCAGACAUCUAGUGAUGCUAAACGUGUUGCCAGAUCUGCAAAGAUGCCCCACUUGAGCAACAAGAACAGAACAUCGUCCUCCAAUACUCUUAUGAGUUCUGAACAGGAAAUUGAAUGCGGUGGGGCUUCCUUGAAGCCUGUAUCUGGAUUUCUUAAGCAGAAGCAAUUCAAGGAGGACAUUCAAUGCAGGUUGAUUAGUUGCGAUACUCGUACCAAAGGAAGGAAGAGAUCCCGGUCAUCUCUUGGAUUGCCGACGUUUAGUCUUUUAAAAGGAUCAAAGAGAUCAUCACCAGCAAAAAGAAGACCAUCAUCAAUUGAUGAUCUCCCUGAUGUGGCAUUGGUUGAAAUCCUUUGCCGACUUCCAUCAAGUAAAUUUGUCUUCCAAUGCCAGUCUGUGUCCAAGCGUUGGCGCACUGUCAUCUCAGAUCCUUAUUUUAUCGGCCGGUUUGUACAUAUCCAGAGUUAUAGGAAAACUCCAAAGAUACUCACUCUGAUAAGUAAAAAAGGAGAGGAAUUCCCUCCUAAAAUGCCAAGGCCAUCCAAGCUACUAACUCCAGUGUUCGAAAGAAUAAUGAGUUUCCACCCUUUGAUAAGAGAGCUAGUUGUGGUAGCAACGUAUAAUGACCUAGUUUUGUGUUGCGCAAGUGAGUAUUAUCAACGCAAUUACUACAUCUGCAAUGCAUACACAAGGCAAUGGGUUGCUCUUCCUCCGGCCCCAAGUCGAUGUCACGAGACUGUACAAGUGGGAUUCAUCUGCGAUAUUCCCGACUAUAAUUAUAAGAAAGACGGACAUAACAUCCAGCUUAAAGCUGAGUGUAGGUGCAAUGUUGUGCGAAUUCUUCCUCCUGAUGAAUUGGCAUAUGAUGAGAAAUGUGAUUCCUUAAAAUUAAGCGUGGAGAUCUUCUCUUCUGAGACUGGUGAAUGGAAAGAAUCAGUUGUGACUUCCCCACUACACUUCAAUUUUCAUAAACUUGAUGAUAUCUCCUUUGCAUACAAUGGGAUGUUAUAUUGGAAUAGAAAUGACUUUUUUUUUGUUGGUUUGGGUCCGUUCAACGACAAUAACAUAACUACUACUAGUAGCAGCUGUAAUGGUGAUGACGUUAUUGAUCAUAAACUUCGUUUUACUGUAUUUAAGGAGCCUCUAGACAGCCGUUUUAUAGCUGGGUGCCUAGGUGUGUUUGGUGGAUGUGUGCGGAUGUGCGACUUUAAUGUGGCUAACAAAACUCUAUAUGUUUGGGAGUUGAAAGAACGAGAUCAUGAUCGGAUGGUCGAUGCAGCUGCUGGCAAGUUGUGUGUAAGUAACCACAGGAUAUAUCACUUGGACCCAGAAACAUACCCGGAUGAUCCAAUAACGUGUACAAUGCAGGCAUUUGACCCAAAUAAUGAGGAUAUUUUGUAUCUGCGUGUGGAUGGUGAUAUUAUCAAGUGCAACAUUCGUACAAGAGAGUGGUGUAAGAUAGUUAGACAGUGUCCGGUUGCUAAUGGUUACUAUUACCGAAUUGUGCUCCCAUGGUGGCCGACUCCAGUUCCUGGACUACCAGAGCAUGCCCAUCGUGGAGGUACUAGCAGCUAGUGGAUAGCAAGAAUUGAAGUACUAGCUUUUAUUUAUUAAAGUUGGAUUCUUUGUAUUUGGUAUAUGCAGCAAUAUUGCACUUUUAUUUGGUGGUAAUUACCCAAAUAUGUUCUUUUCAGUUAUUCUUUGUGGUCAUCUGUUUUCUCCAUCUUAUUCUUAUUACACCCAGUUUAUUAAUUAAAGCAGAAAUUUUCAAGAAAACCAAGUCUCCAUGACCUGAUCUUGAUCUGCAUGCUUUAGUUUUCAGAAAUAUUAAGGUUGCAAGACUGUUUUUUCAGUGGCCUUCUGUUGAGGAGUUGCUAGUUAAGUGCCAUUUAUUUUCCUAGAAUGUUGCGGUUGCAUUCAAAGAGAGUAUUAUGUCGUCGUAUGCUUGCUUGGACUUUGUUUUUUUGGCUCUUGAUUAAUUUUCUGCAUUGGACUAGUCUCGACCUUCCGAAUUUUCCAGUUUUUACCCUUCUAGCUUUCAACAUCUCGGCCAACUCUAUGCCAA